Molecule: messenger RNA, 1621 nt
Organism: Daucus carota subsp. sativus
Lineage: Eukaryota; Viridiplantae; Streptophyta; Magnoliopsida; Apiales; Apiaceae
Product: 7-dehydrocholesterol reductase
Exons: 13
Coding region: 126-1460 (444 amino acids)
Biological process (GO): brassinosteroid biosynthetic process; sterol biosynthetic process
Cellular component (GO): endoplasmic reticulum membrane
Molecular function (GO): oxidoreductase activity, acting on the CH-CH group of donors, NAD or NADP as acceptor
Source: RefSeq, a predicted model, not a curated record
AGAUCUUAUUUCACCAAUCACAUCCUCACCACACUCCACUCACUGUGUUCUCUGGGCUCUGUAUAAAUACAUACACACAGUUACUUACAAUCACAAAGUCUUGUUUAAGUCAAGUAAACAUAAAGAUGGUGGAGAAGACAAAGAUGGUGGUGAAGGAGGAGAAGACCCAAAUGGUUCACUCACCCAUUCUCACUUACUUUUCCAUGCUUUCCCUUCUUUCUUUGUGCCCCCCUUUUGUUAUUUUACUAUGGUAUACCAUGGUUCAUGCUGAUGGGUCUAUAUAUCAGACAUUUGAUUUGUUCAGGCAGAAUGGGCUUCAGGCAUUUUAUGAUAUUUGGCCAAAACCCAGUAUGACUGCGUGGAAAAUUAUAUUUUGUUAUGGAGCUUUUGAGGCUGCACUUCAAUUGUGGCUACCUGGAAAGAGAGUCGAAGGACCAAUUUCUCCUGCUGGGAAUAGACCUGUCUAUAAGGCGAAUGGCAUGGCAGCAUAUGCAGUGACAUUAAUUACUUACCUUAGUCUUUGGUGGUUUGGGAUAUUAAACCCUUCCAUUAUCUAUGAUCAUCUUGGAGAAAUAUAUUCAGCCCUUAUUUAUGGCAGCUUCAUCUUUUGUAUUUUGCUAUACCUAAAGGGUCAUGUGGCACCAUCGUCUACCGAUUCUGGUUCAUCAGGCAAUGCAAUAAUUGAUUUCUAUUGGGGUAUGGAGCUAUAUCCUCGCAUCGGCAAAAACUUUGAUAUCAAAGUGUUUACCAACUGCAGAUUUGGGAUGAUGUCUUGGGCGGUUCUUGCUUUGACUUAUUGCAUAAAGCAGUAUGAAACAAAUGGAAAAGCAUCUGAUUCAAUGCUGGUAAACACUGCGCUAAUGCUAAUCUAUAUUACAAAAUUUUUCUGGUGGGAAGCUGGAUACUGGAAUACCAUGGAUAUUGCACAUGAUCGAGCCGGUUUUUAUAUAUGUUGGGGAUGCUUGGUGUGGGUUCCAUCUAUCUACACUUCUCCGGGCAUGUACCUUGUUAAUCAUCCCGUGAAUCUUGGAAUCCAACUUUCUCUGUAUAUUCUUCUAGCAGGCAUAUUAUGCAUAUAUGUCAAUUAUGAUUGCGACAGGCAAAGGCAAGAGUUUCGUAGAACAAAUGGGAAGUGUGUGGUUUGGGGAAAAGCACCAUCAAAGAUUACCGCUACAUACACUACCAGUUCUGGUGAGACAAAAACCAGUCUUCUCCUGACUUCAGGAUGGUGGGGCAUAUCUCGUCAUUUUCAUUACUUGCCAGAAAUAUUGGCUGCCUUUUUUUGGACAGUACCAGCUCUUUUCAGCCAUUUUCUACCGUACUUUUAUGUUGUCUUCCUUACCAUCCUUCUUUUUGACCGAGCCAAAAGAGAUGAUGAUAGAUGUCGGUCAAAGUACGGAAAAUACUGGAAGUUAUAUUGCCAAAAGGUUCCGUACAGGAUCAUACCAGGCAUGUACUGAGUGUUUGUUGUAUCCAUUGGCCAAUAGUCGACCAUCGACUAUGAUCCAUCUGUGGGAUCAUUACUAUUAGUAUGCUUCAUCUUUAUAAGCCUGUACCUAUGGAACAGGUCUUGUAAGCUUAAAAUUUUCAACAUAAUAAUGGUAUCAGGUGUUUUUAGACA